GUUAGCGCUAACUCUAUCUUUCACAUUUACAGCAAAAUGGAUUUUAUGCUUUAAAUUAUCAAGAAAGUUGUUUGUAAGUUAUUUCAUCAUUUCUCUAUAAAAUAAAAGCAGGGCUAUUUGAAAUCCGUAGUGUAAUAAUCAUAAAAUGAAUGAUGCAGGACCAGCAUUCGUUCAGUCAGUGUGCUGCAGUGUGCAUGUUUUAGAUAGAAUCUGAUGUGGGCUGGUCGCGGGGACACCUGGAGAAAUAUGAUUGAGGGCAAUGAUUGGUUUGGGACCAUCCAUAAAUACUAUAAUUAUAACGGAGUGGUGUUAGUGUAUAAAAUAACACUCUGCAACAUUGUCGUAAUGAUAGUCAGUAAUUGUGAAAUUUUUGCCUUGAGUUUUCAUAAUGACAAAUGAACUUACCUUACCAGACAUGGCAAAAGUAAUAUCAGCGUAGGCGUAUUCGCCCUAGGGACAAUUUAAGUCAUUCCGGGGGCCAUCCAUAUACUAUACUAUACUAUACUAUUAUUUAGUUAUAGUAGGUACGAUGAGGGGGGGGGGGGAGAGGGUUUGUCGAUUUUUUUUUAGGGGGGGGGGGGUCUCACAGCGGAAAGUGCAUAAUUAAAAAAUACUUCAAUAUUAAUCCUGAAAGUACAAAAAUAGCAUAUUAACAUAUUUCCAUAGAGAGGGUUUGUCGAUUUUUUUUUAGGGGUGGGGGGGUCUCACAGCAGAAAGUGCAUAAUUAAAAAAUACUUCAAUAUUAAUCCUGAAAGUACAAAAAUAGCAUAUUAACAUAUUUCCAUCUCAAAUGCUGUAAAAAUAUCAUGCAAUGUUUUGUAGGAAUUAUCUUCAUAAUGUUGCCAUGAAAAUUCAGAAAUGAACUUGCUCGAUAUAGGCCUAUUAUUCAGAAAGUAGUGGAGGCAUUACAGUAAUAUUUAGUCCACCAUAUGUUCAACGUCGAUGCAACACAUAUUUUGUUUGCAGAGGUCAAUGCCAAACUGAAAUUUUCACUAGGCUCCCUUUGUUAAAGGGACGCGUUAUCCACACAGCUCUGUGAAUAAUGUUGAGCGUUAUCGGCAGACCGAGAUCUGCGAAUAACGCCGAGCGUUAUUGGCUCGGUAGACCAAAAUCUGCGAAUAAUGCAGAGUGUUAUUGUUAGACAGAAAUGUUCUCAUAAUGACGCACAUUUCUAGAAAUAAUUAAGAUCACAUUCCAAGCCGGGGUAGGGGUGUAGUUUUAAGUAGUGUAAGAUAGAUAGAUCGUUAAUGAGAAUGGCACAAACACAUCUCAAAACCGAAGCUACCGGUAUGCACAAGUUAAAUUAAACAAAUUUAAUAGGCCUAACUAUAGCCUAUAUAUUGGAUAUAGGACAAUUAAUUGUGCCUACAUCUGCUCUGUUAGGGGCCAACACAUUCGACCUAUAAUAGAGUGUUACUAAUAGAUCCAGUCAAACCUCCUACUCCUAGACAUAGCUAAUUUUCUGGUAUUUCAUAUUAAAUGUUAUACCAGUAAUAAAAAUGGUACCGGUAUUCUUCAUGUAGACUCACUUUCACCCAUUGUAGAGAUGUCUUUAAAUGAUGUCAAAGCUUGAUAGGAUAUCGUUUAGUUAUUUUAAAGCACUAUGAUAUAUCACGUAGUCCAGAAAUGUUCUGUCAGAAAUAGUUGACAUGCCGUGCAACAGUGUUAUGAUGCAGAGAGGUGUCUCCAUCAGGCGGCCAUGUGAGAGACGGGGAGGGGCAUAUAGGCCCUACAUCGAUAAUAACAGAAUCUAAUCCUGUUUAAGGCUAGUAUUUUUUCCUGAUCCUUGAGGGUGUCCCUAAGUCUACCCAGCUCUGGCCUUAGCUGGGGAAAAGUAAAGCUGGCUGGUUAUUGCGCUGGCCAUACACUCACACUUGUAAACGCUGCUUCAAUUGCCCCAAGGGAACUUUACUUCCCAAAGACUCGCAAUGCAUCCUACGACCAGCAGGGUUCCAAUUAAUUUUUGUAUGCUUUUUUUGUAUUUAGACCCAUAGUUACAACAGUGGCAGUAUGGCUUUUUGUUUCAAUUAUCAACAUUUUUUUUGACAAGAGCUAAAAUUGUUGAUGUCAAUGAUAUUGAUAUGUUUUAAGUACGGUACCGGUAUGUUCCUUUCAUUGUCAUCACUAAAUGUUAUUUCAUCUAUUUCUGGAGCGGCAUAUUGUGUCCCUACUUAUUAUGAUACUUAUUAGAAAAUAAAAUGAAACAAAUAAAACGUGACAUAUUUUUUCAGCUAAACAUUAAUACACAACUCUGAGAUCUAAAAUAUUUGAAUAAGUAAGUUAUUAAUAAUUAUUUGUUUAUUAGAGAAAAAACAAAUGGAUGUUAAAGUCUAUGAGUGGAAUUAUACAAAGAAAAUUAAACAGUCAAAAGAGCUAAAAGUAUAUCACAAUGUACAGUUAGAACAGCUGUAUCUGACUUAAACAUGGUUUAUGCGGCUCAUCUUCGUGUCCAUGUUAUUUACAUUUUUUUAACGAAACUUGAAUGAACAUUCUAACAAAAUAGAUUGAAACUUGUAACGUAAGUAACAAAACUAUAUGAAAAUAAUAAUAAAACUAUGUGAACAGAAUAAGAAAGCUAUAUGAAGAAUAUUAUUAUAAUAUAACACUACGAAAUAACCAUUAAAUAUUUUAAAAUUUUUUUUAUUUACGGUAUAAAAAUGAGACGGGGAAUCGAAUCUAUGUCUGCCGGGUGUCGGGCGGAGAUACUGACCACUACACUACCGAGGAGAUGUUUGCAUACGAACUUUGUAUUUUAUAUUCAUAAUUUAAUUUAUCACAUUCUGCGAAUAAUGUCGAGCGUUAUCGGCAGACCGAAAUCCGUGAAUAACGGCGAGCGUUAUCCGCUCAGCUCUGUGAAUAAUCACUUCGUUUGUUAAAUUCCAACAAGUAGCCUACACUUCGAAAUAGCGAAUACAUAAAAGAAAAUGGGGUUGGGUAAAAAUAAAUACAACACCUAUGUAGGUCACUAAGCGCCAUCGAGUAACUGCUAACAGUAGUUACUCAAGUGGGUUACUGUUUGCACUAGGAACGCUAGAUGUCACAUUGGAUUAAAAUGAUGUCUUGUAAUAUUUUUCAAUGCCAUCGUAGUAACCCUUAUAGAAAAAUAUCCCCAGCACCACAAUGAAAACCGGUGACACAUUUUAUUGCCUGUAAAAUCAUAAUUGUAAAAUAUUGUUUGAUUUUUUUUCUCUUAUUUUUCGCGUGUUGGGGGGGGGGGAUUACAGUGGCUUCAUUUAAAUUUCAAAUUAUUCUGUACUAGUACGUUAUAAUUGUAUUAUAUUUUAUAGCUAUUGAAACAAGUGAUUUAAGGUGAUAUGGGGGCUUUAAAAAUACAUUGAUGCAACGGAGGAGAGGGGAUGUGUGAAAAUGUCUUUUUCUCUUAAGUAAUGCUUAAUGUAUAGAUUUUUUAAAAAUCGUCAAUUGCAUGUAACAGUAGUUCUUAUAUGUGGUUACAAGUACCAGCAAAUUAAUGUCGUCUUUGAAUAUUUAAAAAAUUGCCCUCCACUAAGCAGAUCAGCAGUUUAUUUGCAAUUAAUUAAUUUAUUCUCUAAUAGAUCAUCAACAUGAGUGAAGUUUACCCAGCAGAACCAUCAAGCGGCUCACCUUCAAAGCCAGACAAUGUUAGGCUUGUUCCUGAUAUUCCAGAAGAAGAGGCUUCAAGUGCUUUGAUUGAAGAUGAAGAAAUAUCUGAUUUUGAUUGCACAGGUCCUUCCCCGAACAUUAAUAGCAAUAAUAAUGUAAACGAUGACAUGGUUGAUCCAAGUAAGAUUAUCACAGAUGAAAUGCUUCAAGAAGAAAUGCGUUUGUACUCCUCCGGUUCUAAGGAAGAAGAGAAAAGAUUGGAGGAGGAGGCAAGGCUUAUUGAAGAAAUGACAGAUCAGUCUCGAGAUUUAAAGUACGAGCGCCUGAAAUUUCUUUUAAGUAAGAGCACCAUGUAUACUGAGUACUUAGUAGGGCGUAUCAAGGUUCAGAAAGAGGAGGAGGAAAAGAGAAAAGCACGGAUGCAGAAGAUGAAGCUGAAGAAAGAAGAGCAAGAAAAGGACUUAGCAAGGAAUCAUGAAAGUGUUACAGCCAAAGAGAAGGCAGGCAUAAAUAAUACACAGGGAAACUCAAGGCAAAAACGAGGAAUCAAUAAAAGGAAUGAUGACGACAAAGGUGAUCCCCCCACUAAGUCUAAACGUCAAAAGAAAAAUGCAACAUCACCUUCAGGCAAUGCCCAAAGCUCAGGAGGACAAGAGGGUAGUUGUAUGUACCUUGAUGACAAAAAGGCUCCAGCCGAUAAUAAUUGUGCAUUAAAGACAGAUGAAGAGCGAACAGCUCUUGAGGAGCCUGAACUUAAAGAAAAGGCUUUAACAUUUGGUAUUGAUGAAGUGGAAGAAAAACGAGUGAUCAAUGGAGAGGAGGUUUCCUUCCUUCAGCCUAAACUAAUGGAGGGUGGGGUGUUAAGACCAUAUCAGAUAGAAGGAUACAGUUGGUUAAAAGUCUUAUAUGAAAAUGGGGUCAAUGGAAUUCUAGCUGAUGAGAUGGGCUUGGGAAAAACAGUUCAAUGUGUUGCUAUUCUGUCCCAUCUGAUAUAUAUGGGAAUCGCUGGACCCUUUUUAAUAUGUGCACCCUUGUCCACAAUUCCUAACUGGUUUGCUGAAUUCCAACGAUUUGCACCAAAAGUACCCACACUUCUUUACCAUGGUACAAAAGACAGUCGUACUCAACUCAGAAAAACCAUGCACCGCAGAUUUAAAAUAAGAGAAGGUGUCUUUGUUCAGCCAGUAGUCAUCACAUCAUAUGAAAUGGUAAUGAUUGACCGAAAGACACUGGCCAAUUAUGACUGGAAGUAUCUCAUUGUUGAUGAAGGUCAUCGAAUUAAAAACACUCAGUGUCGGCUCAUCCGAGAUCUGCGGAUGUAUAGAUCAACACAUCGACUUUUACUGACGGGCACCCCGUUGCAAAACAAUCUUUCAGAGCUUUGGUCCUUGCUUAACUUCCUUCUCCCUGAAAUCUUUGAUGAUUUAGGUAGUUUUGAAUCAUGGUUUGACAUAAAUUUUAUCAACGGCGUCGAGUCAAAUGAGAAAAUUGUCCACCAAGAGCAAUCCAACAACAUUCUAAGCAUGCUGCAUCAGAUUUUAUCACCUUUCAUGUUGCGGCGCCUUAAGUCUGAUGUUGAUCUAAAGAUUCCGCCCAAGAAGGAGAUCAUCGUGUACGCUCCUUUGACACAACUGCAGAAAGAUUUCUACACUGCUGUAGUUGACAAGAGCAUCUUCAGUUACAUUGAAAAGGAUGAUGUCGUAGAAGAAGAAAAAGUAGAGAAAAAUUUAAGCGGAAGGCCCAAGCGUAGCACAUGCAGAAAGGUCAAUUACGAGUUAAUGAUGGAGUCUGAGAUAAAGAAAUCUAAUGUUUCAAGUCAUGCCAAUAAAAGAGGAGUGAAAGGUGUUGAGGAAGAUUUGGAGCGGGAAGAAAUGGAGCUAGAGAGUUGGGUCUACUCUAUGAAUGACAACUUCUCUUCCACUACCAAGUAGGUCUAUGAGUGGUAUUAAAUAUGUGAUAAUUGUGUUAUAUAAUUUGUGUGUAAAUUUAAAGAAAGAAAAAAUGAAUAUUAUCAAUUAGGGGUGUGCCGGAUCCGUUUUUUCCAACAGGAUCCGGAUUUUCUUAUGCGAAAUCCGCCGGAUUCGGAUCCGGAUUCAGGUUUCUCCCGGAUUCUGGAUUUUGGUACUUUGCAGAUACCGCUAAAUCUGAGGGGUUGGAUGCCUUCUGAACAGUUGGCACUAUCAUGUAUGGGAUUGGGCCGAUUGGCCACUAUUAGCGGUGCUGACUCUAGCCUCUGGUAUGUUCGGAAUAUUAAACAUUAAACAAGCUCAACGCUCGAAACAAUCGAUUAAUGCAUCGUGAUCGUGUGGAAUUCGGGAAAGAGAAUUACUUUUAUUUCAGAUUAUGAUCCGGCAGACCUGUUUACCCUCAAACCCCUAAAAUCGUACAAUCUGGUCUCAAAAUCGUACAAUACAAUAUCUCUAUAGUAAAUAAAUAAAACUACAAAAUAUUUCCAUAUAUUGUGUAAAUGUCGCUGACUGGAUCUUAUAAAAUACCGGUAUGCCAAAAUCCAACGCUCCACUGCAGAACAGUCGGAUCAUCUAUUUUAUUUUAAAAACCAUCUCUAUUUUUACAAUCGCCGCGGUUCUGAGGAACAAAAUAAUUAUGUACCAAAACUACGUCACACGCUUGGUAGCAGUCAAAGGCGAUGGCGGGUGAAGUUGUCACUAGGGCGACCAAUCCAAAUAUUACUGUUGACGCAGCAGCCAGCUAGUUCACUGUGAUCCCGUCAAUACGAUACGUCGGGGUUAUUUAUUUAUAUCCUUUGACACUCCCACCAAUCCCCUACCCAUGCGUGUCUCGUAUGCCACAAUUUCCGUCAUCAACAACCCCACCUCCCCCAGUCCCCAUGAGUGCUUUCGAAAUAUAAUAAGGAUGGUCCCAACUUUAAAAAAAAAAAAAAUCCAACCAAUCGUUUUUCUCGUUCAUAUUCACUGCCAGAUCUUCAUUAAUGAGGGCUAAAACGUCCAAACCCGAAAAUUUAUUAAUGUUUUUAAAUCGGGGGAAAAUUUUUUCCACCGGGUCUCUGAAAAUCGUCGUUUUGGUGGGCCUUGGCGUUCAAUCGUAAAAGACAUCUAAAAAUCGUACAUUGUACGCCAAAAUCGUAAGAGUAAACAGGUCUGGAUCCGGUGAGUCACAAAAUCUGGCAAAUUCCGAAAUCCGGUAUAUUCCGGAUUCCGGUUGUUCCGGAUACAUGUAAAUCCGGCGGUACCGGAUUUCACCGGAUAGUGCAAAAUCCGGCGGAACCGGAUUCCGGCACACCCCUAUUAUCAAUGUUCUUUAAAGAUUUUGCAACGUGACAUGAAAUAAGAUCGCCUUAAAUAUUCAUUUGAUUAAAAUUUUGAAUGAUUACCAAAUGUAUUUGGGUGAUUGUCUAUGUUCAAUUCCUCAAGGGACAAGGUUAUAAAACAAAAGACCUCUCAGACCUCCAUCAAAUUGAGAAAUAUAAUGAUGCAACUGCGGAAAGUCUGCAAUCAUCCUUAUCUUUUGGAGCACCCUCUAGACCCAAAGACGGGAGAUCUUGCAAUUACAGAAAGCUUAGUGAAAGAGUCUGGGAAAAUGCUAAUCUUGGACCGUAUGUUAAAAGAAUUGAAAAAAAGGGGACACAAGGUAGGUAGCAAUCAUGUUUUCAUUAUAUAACAUUAAUUCUCUCUUUAAAAAAAAAAAAUUAUAAAUAAACAUGUUUACAAUAAUAUGUUAAAAAAUGCAUUUUAUCUCACUUUUAGGUCCUUAUAUUCAGUCAGAUGACUAGAAUGCUUGACUUAAUAGAAGACUUUUGCUACUUGAGAGGCUAUGACUUCUGCAGGCUCGAUGGCUCAACACUUUUAGAUGACCGCAAAGAUGGUGUAAGUAAAAUAUAUUUUUAUUCUGAUUGUGUUAUUUCUAUUGGUUAAUUUUAAUUAUUUUACUGCAAUGUACCUGGGAUGUAAGAUAAACAAGAGUAGAUAUGGGACAAAGAUAUAGAGGGAAAAACUGAAGAAAGGAAAUUUCUAAAUUUUAGAAUAUCUAUCCACAAGAGUUAAUGAAAGAACAGUGCAAUAUACGAGAGAAAUGUAACUUCCCAACAAUGCAAAAGACACAAGGAGAGAAGUGUAACUUCCCAACAUUGCAAUAGACACAAGGAGAGAAAUGUAACUUCCAGCAAGAAUCACACCAUCAUCACGUUGGGACCAACUAAUGGCAAAUUCAGGCUAAAAAAUAUCUAGGAAUCACAGAAUCUGCAUAGAGAUAGUUGACCUGACAAUGCCACAUACCCUGAAGGAGAUACCGGGACACAGAAUGGAUUUCAAAUAUCUCAAAUUAAGUGAUCUGACAAGGAAUUCAAUUACAAUGGAUGAAAGAACUGAAUGAGGAGGGUCAGCAGAAUUUAAUCAUGACCCAGUGGAGACUUUCAAUAGCAUUCUUUGGCCAUUGCCUCAAGCACCAGCUUUCACACUCAGGACACUGGGACUGAAUGAAGAACAUUUGAUGUUCAAAGUGCUUACUUUGUACCUUGAGGACUGCUUUAGUAUGAAAUAUUAUUGUAUUUCUUCAAUGAUCAUUACUCCUGGCAUUUCUUGCAUACUUUUCCCAUGAUUAUUGACCUUUUUAAAGACUUUCUUGGGGAAUGUCUGUAACUUUGUGGCAUACUUUUUUUUUGUUGUACCUCGCUCGGUUGAUAGCCUGAAAGGUCGAUCUGACAUCUUGACACAGUGUUUCAGCUCCUGUAUGCUGGGUGGAGGGAGGGGUGGUUGGGAUGGUGAGCAAUGAGGGUAAAUAAGAAGAGGUGAUUAUACACACAAAAAAAACCCACCCUCCAUGCCUCUAAAAAAAAGCACCCUACAUGCCUCUUCAAAAAAAAACCCACCCUACAUGCUUCUAAAAAAAAAAAACACCUUUCAUACCUCAUCGGUCCAAACUGUUGGAUUUUGGGAUGGGUAAGAGCAGGGCAUUUCAGCAAUUAGACUCAGAUAAACGGACGUCAAGCGGCCAAGAUUUUUAACUCUUUCUCUCCGGAACAACGCUCCCAUCGUCAAUUUGAAAUGAAGAUUUUGGUGUAUCAAUGAUGCCAUCAUUGAUGCAUUAAAACAAAUUUGUUUCGUUUCUAUUGUUAAAUAUUUGUUUUUAAUUACUUUUAAUAAAAUCUAGAAUGAUUUCCCUUUCUUUCAACAUCUGGUAUUUCCUUUUUAAAACUUGAUUUAACGAAGAAAGAAGUGUUUCAAACAGUUGUGAUUGUCAACUUUAUUUCUGUUAACAAACAUGAAAUCUAGGCCUGGAUCCUCUAGCGGUAAAGUUAGAAAAUAUUACACUGAGGAACAAGCAAGGGGAAUUGUUUUUGAAGAGGAUUCAGAUAGUGAUUUUAUCAUUUCUUAUGCAGGUGAUGAUUCUGAUGAAUCGUACAACCCUAGUACUAGUAGUAUUAGUGGGGAUAGUGACAAUGAAAUUGAUACUGUAUCAGCUGAUGAACAAGCAGCCCCUCCCCCAGCUAAAGUGCCUUGUAGAAAAGCAAAGAUUGUUCUUAAAAUGAACAAUGGAUUUUCAAACUGGAAAUCUGCUGACCCGCACAUUAUUGACAAGCUUGUGCUGUCAAUAAAUGAGUAUGCUGCCUACAAAAUAAAAAUUAACACCCCCAACACUCAAAAGAUCUUUUUUUAAUGGCUGGAAACCUGUAAAUAAUUUUGAGAUCUACAAAUUUUUAGCAGUUACUACAAUGAUGGGGAUGAACCCUCGUCCAUGUGUACGUGACUUUUGGUCUACACAUCAAGGGAUGUAUACACCCUGGUUUGCCAAAAUGUUUAAGCAAGAACGAUUUGAAGCAUUGUAUCACUCUUGUCUGCAUGCCUCUGAAGUUGAUGCAGAAAAUAAGUGCAAAAUUGAGCCUUUCAUAAACUCAUUGAUAGCCAAUUUUUCCAGAGCAUUCACGCCACACCAGCAGGUAUCAAUUGAUGAAAUGAUAGUAGGUUUUAAAGGAAGAUGGGCCUAUAAACAAUUUAAUCAGUCAAAACCUCACAAGUACCACAUCAAGAGUUUUGAUCUUGUUGACAGUGCAACAGGAUAUGUUUGUAAUAUCCUAACCUAUUAUGGCUCAAACACAUCGUAACACCCUUCACUGGCUAAAGACAACGGCAUAGCCAUAAAAAAUAUUUGGAACAUUGCUAAAAGAAAUUGGCAGUGGAUACCACAUCUUUGCUGACAGAUGGUAUACUACAAAAGCAUUGUUGGACUUCCUUCAAAAGGAACACUUUUACUUACUUUACUGGUACUGUUCAGACAAACAGAAUAGGAUUCCUGAUAGAAAUAAAGAAUCCGAAGAUUGCACACAUGCAAACAAAAUACUGGGUACACAAUGACAAGACUUUGCUGUGUAUGGCCUUCAAAGAUAAAAAAGCCAAAAAACCUGUUAUUAUUGUAUCCAGUAAUACAACUGCAGAGAAUGUUUUGGUAAAACAGACGUUAAAACGCAUAGCUGUGCAUGAAUACAACCAGUUCAUGAAUGGUUGCGACCGAGCUGACCAACUUCUGGGAUACUAUGGCCAUCACAGUAGGAAGUCAAAUAAGUGGUGGAAAAAGUUAUUUUUCUGGAGCAUUGAGAUCUGCACCAUAAAUGCCUUUAUUCUUCAUAAACUCACAUGGCCAAAGAUCAGAAAAACUCUAGUAAAAUAACCCUGAGAAAUUUCAAGCUACAACUUGUUGAUAAAUUAUCGGAAUAUGCUGCAACCAUAAUUCCAGAGGAAGAAGUUUUCUGAAGUACUAGACCAGGCAGUAGACGUCCCUGUGCCAUCGAGAGACUUAGUGGAGCCAAACAUGCGCCUUUUAACUCCAAAAAGGACAGAGUGUGCAAACAAUGCAGAACAGGGCGAACUGUUUACAUUUGUACUGGAUGCGAUUGAAAUCUGCACAUCCAUUUGGAUUGUUUUAAAGCUUAUCAUAGCUAAAACAAAAUGAAAAUAUAUGACAAAUUUAUGGUGUAUUUUUUAUGGACCAUAACACAUAUAAAUACAAACAAGGAUAGAGCGAAAAUAUUUUAUAGUAGCGUCAAAAUGUUUUCAAUGCAAACAGUUGUUUUUUUUUCUGAAAAUUUUUAUGUAUAUGUGACAAUGGAUAAUGCGCUCUGGUCUUUCAUUUUGUGUUUCUUAUAAUGUGAUGAUUAUUCUUUGUGAUGAACAUAUGAAUGUAGUUUAGAAAAAAGUAUAUAUUGUGACACUUUGGAUUGUAAAUUUCUCUUUGACUGACUUGGAAUGAGCGUUAAGCGAAAAUUUGUUAAGAUUUUUUUAAAAAUAUUUUUUUUAUGUUCAUUAAAUAAAAAUCAAAUUUAUUUAUUAAAACUUAAAGCUAAGUCUGUAUUGUCUGUAAACAGCAUGCUUUCCCCUUUAUAAUUCCAUACCAAACUUAGCACUUUCUGAUGAAAAACAAAAAAGUUAUGAAGGUUUAAGAGACAACAUAGUAGUGCGUAACAAAAUCGCAAAAUAGAUAAUUAUGUCAGAACGUGGAAAAUAAUUUCGGAGAGAAAGUUAAAUUCUAGUUUUGAGUUUAUUCCUUGGUAAAGGGUUAAACCACUUUAAUUUAACCAUGAUUUUGUAAGCAUUUGUGGUUUUUUUUUAAAUUUCUCUUGUUAAUAAUUAAAGAUUAUCUUUAUCAUACUUGCGUGUAGAAAAUUAAAAAAAAGUAUGCAAAAUAAUUAUUUUAAAGAUGAGUUUGAACACUAAAAAACAGAAAGUAACUUUAAAUUUCUUAAAAUGCAUUAAAAGGAAGUAUGUGCAGAAAAUAUUUUCAAAAACUAACCCUAAAAAAAACAUCAACGAUUUUUCUACAUUUAAAUUCCAUACUUUCGUCUUCAUAAAGUGUUUUACUACCUUUCUGCUCAGACUUUCUUUUUGAAAUGCAUUUGUUUAAAAAAAAAAAUUUUUUUAAAAGUUAUUUUCUAGUUUUAGGUGUGUUUAAACUUGUGUUAAAAAGGAAGUCUUAGUUUAAAAGUUUUUUAUAUACUUUUAUACUCAACAUUCACUUUUGGAUUGGCCUAGUUAUUAAAAUAUAAUUGAAUGUAUGAUCUUAUAACAUAUUUUCUUUGUUUUCAAUACAGAUGACCGCGUUCAAUGAUGCUAGUUGCAAAAAAUUUCUCUUUCUACUGAGUACCAGAGCUGGUGGUCUUGGUAUCAACCUAAUAGGGGCAGACACAGUCAUCCUCUAUGACAGUGACUGGGUAAGUAUCAACCUAAUAGGGGCAGACACAGUCAUCCUCUAAGACAGUGACUGGGUAAGCAUCAACCUGAUAGGGGCAGACACAGUCAUCCUCUAUGACAGUGACUGGGUAAGUAUCAACCUGAUAGGGGCAAAGUCAUCCCAUGACAGUGACUGGGUAAGUAUCAACCUGAUGGGGCAAACACAGUCAUCCUUCAUGACAGUGACUGGGUAAGUAACAAUCUAAUAGGGGCAGACACAGUCAUCCUCUAUGACAGUGACUGGGUAAGUAUUAACCAGAUGGGGCAGACACAGUCAUCCUCUAUGACAGUGACUGGGUAAGUUCUUUCAAAAUAUGGUAAUACAACUAAUUGUAUUGAUAUAUUUAAAGUAAGAAAUUUGUAGAUAGGAAUUCUGAUACCAGCCUUAAACAGUUUCUUUGAUGAUGAAAAAUAGAAAGCACACAUUUAUAAUGGUUCCUGUUGUGUAAGUUUUUACAGAUAGCUUAGAAUUCACUAACAUAAUUUUGUUUAAAAAUUAUAAUUCUAUAUUAAUGGUCUGGUUAUCACGAGUGGCCAAAUGUAUCACAGGUAAUAUUUCAAUUAAUUUAUUAGUUUCUGUAUUCUACGAAGAAUGUGGUUUAAAUUCUCCAGUCCAGUAUGUUUUUCUAUCCCCCCCCCAGAAUCCUCAAUGUGAUCUUCAAGCUCAAGACCGUUGUCAUCGUAUUGGUCAGACUAAGCCUGUUGUUGUGUAUCGCUUUGUGGCAGCUAACACUAUUGAUCAGAAGAUAAUAGAAAGAGCUUCUGCAAAAAGGAAACUGGAGAAAAUGGUCAUUCACAAAGGUUAGUUUUAGGAAGAUAUUUGCAUUAUGUUUGGUAUCAAUUAUCGCCAAAUUUAAAUAAAUCUUUUUAUAACUUGAACUUAAUUUCAGUAAGAGGGUAAUAAGGGUAAUAAGACUGCAAUUAUGUUAGCACAAUAGGAAAUUAGUAAAACAAAAUAAGGUUAAACCUGAAAAAAGUAACGCAACAAAACAACGAACGUGUCGGCAGGAAGCCUACGUCGGUGAACAAACAUAAAAAUCAGAAUAAAAUUAAAAAAUAGCACUUGGCUGGGAAGUAGUAUCCAAGAGGGCAGCAAAUGAAUUGUGCUGCCCUCUUGGAUACUACUUCUCAGCUAAGUGCUAUUUUUUCAGGUUUAGCCUUAAUUUGUUUGACAAAUUUCCUGUUAAUUUCAGUAAGCUUGGAUAUGUUUGAAUGUCAAGUCAAAGUUACGUAGAAGCUACCUUACUUAUUUGAGGAACCAGAUUCUGCAUCUCAUCUCUAGGAAAGUUCAAAAAGGGAAACUUCAUGUCAAAAUCAAAGCCAAUUAGCUCUGAGGAGUUGCGAGAUUUGUUGCAGUCUAAAGAUCAUGAUGUAGAAGUACAUGGAACAGAUUUUGUCAUCAAUGAUGCUGAUUUAGAAUCUCUCCUUGAUAGAUCGGAUCUGUAUGAGAAAUGGCAG
Molecule: messenger RNA, 13238 nt
Organism: Lymnaea stagnalis (great pond snail)
Lineage: Eukaryota; Metazoa; Mollusca; Gastropoda; Lymnaeidae
Source: the annotation of a GenBank genome assembly